AUGGCAGAGUCUAAGAGUGAUCGGGUGAAAAGAUCUCUUACAGGUCUUGUCGACCUCAAUGACCGCUCAACCAGUCACUUUGACGACGUUGUCCGACGAUUCACACAACACCCUUGGCAAAACCCAAAUUCGAUCCUUUCAGAUGCAGAGACUCGGCGGCAGUACGCCAUCAAUAUUCGAAACAAGAUCAGACUGGAAUCGGAUCCGAACUACAAAAUGACGCUGGCUCAUCUGGCCGUUAUACUGGUAGCGCCCUUGGCCGCACUUCAGCCUGAGGGUAAUUUAUCAUCUGAGCUUGUGACUGAGACUCAGUCAAGUGAUUCAGGGCCAAUUCCCGCUUCUUCAUUGCUCAACACGCUGAAUAAUACCUGGCACUUUGUUCACAGGUUUAUGCAGGAGGACCAAACGAACCUUUUCAAGAAGGCUGUCGACAGCUCUAGGGCCAGUAGCGGCCGUCCUCACACCGAUGGAAGUCUUCCGAAAAAGAAGAAAGCUAAGAAGAGGACUGGCAACGAGCGAGAUGAAUGUUUCCAUCGCGAUGGCCAGGCAUGCAUCGUUAUGCGAACAUCUGACCCCGAUGUAUGUCAUAUUUUGCCAUACUCAUUUAACAGCUCCGAGGAAAAUGCCAGAGAAACGGAAAUCAUGUUUGGUGCAACCAAAGUUCUCAUGUCUCCUGACUUUUUCCAAAAGUACCUUGGCAUUAUAGCCAACCCAAAGCGAGUUGGUGGUUCUGAUAAGUCCUGGAACCUGGUUAAUCUGAACAUGCAACUCCACAGAUGGUGGGGGAUGGCAUUCUGGGGUUUCAAGCCCGUCGACGCGAGAGCUAAAGACCCAGCCCAUCAAGUCACUCUGCAAUGGCACUGGAUGCCAAGAGUUACUGAUAGACUCGGGCCAGGUGGUCGUGAUGAGAACAAGAGGUACCCUCGGGAUGAUGUUCAGCUCGAAGGUGAUGAUACCCAUGUCGCCAAACUGGUCUCAGACAUCAAUGCAUUUGAUGCAGCCGGGCAGCCAUCACCUCUUAGCGAUGGGACGGGCAAUGUUCAAGCGUUUCUUCCGACCGGCGAAUUGGUCCAGAGUGGGCAUCUCUUCAAAGUCACCCUACCAUCAGAAGAAUACGCUCAAAUGUUUCGUGAAAUGAUGGAUCUGCAAUGGGCAUGUAUCACCCUCUUCAGACUCAAGGGGGGAGCUGGUCCUGAAGACCUUCCGACCCUCAACAACGACGACAAUGACGACAGUUGGAAGUUGCCCAUCAAGAAGUGGCUUGAUAACAUCGUUAUUUUACUCACUGCAGAGGCUGGGUCCAAGCAGCCAUCUCCAGAUAUGAAGAGCACGCCCUCCAGCAUGGGCCCUCAACCUCCUGCCUUAGAGCCUAUAACCGCAGCCUCGAGCUCAAAAAGGCUUCCAGUUCGACCCGUUGCAAUGCAGCCACUAGUCAAGAAACCAGUUGUUCGAGGGGGCUUCCUAUCCCGGCAACGAGGGUCUCCCGGACCCUCCCAAACCCUUCAACCGCGACUUCCUCAACAGCGUCAGUCUCAACCUCAGCAGAGACAGCCGAGUCUACACGAACUAGCUCAACGGCGAAUCCGAGCCCGAGCGGAGGCCGAGGCGGCGGCGGAGAUGGCGGAGACGGAGACGCGAACGUUGCCAAAGAAAGGCACCAAGGAUAAGGAGGGUAAGGAUUCGUCCCAGCUAGAUGCCAGCGGCCUGAAGAAAGAAAACGUGAAUCCUUUCAAGUAG
Molecule: messenger RNA, 1737 nt
Organism: Fusarium tjaetaba
Lineage: Eukaryota; Fungi; Ascomycota; Sordariomycetes; Hypocreales; Nectriaceae
Exons: 2
Coding region: 1-1737 (578 amino acids)
Source: RefSeq, a predicted model, not a curated record